AUGAAUGGAUCAUUUUUCAGCCAGACUCUCCUGGAGCAGGGAUCUCAUCCCAACAGGACCCAAGGUUUGGGGAUGCUCAUGGCCUGCUGCAACGGGACCAGCUCGGUGCUGGCGACCGACGGUGGCUCCUCAGUCUUGGCAUCCGACGAGAGGAGCCUUUACAUCACUCGGGUGGUGCAGAUCGCCAUCCUCUGUGUCCUCUCCUUGACUGUGAUGUUUGGCAUCUUCUUUUUGGGUUGCAACUUGCUCAUCAAGUCAGAGAGCAUGAUUAACUUUCUGGUGAAGGACCGAAGACCUUCCAAGGAUGUGGGAGCUGCAAUCAUGGGACUUUACUGA
Messenger RNA from Antrostomus carolinensis (chuck-will's-widow), 336 nucleotides. It is a transcript of the gene RPRML, whose product is annotated as reprimo like. The transcript has a single exon. The coding region runs from base 1 to 336 and encodes 111 amino acids. The record is from RefSeq and is a predicted model, not a curated record. NCBI's taxonomy places the organism in Eukaryota, Metazoa, Chordata, Aves, Caprimulgiformes, Caprimulgidae.